This is a messenger RNA of Gracilinanus agilis (Agile Gracile Mouse Opossum), 3969 nucleotides long. It is a transcript of the gene DSG2, whose product is annotated as desmoglein 2. The record is from RefSeq and is a predicted model, not a curated record. NCBI's taxonomy places the organism in Eukaryota, Metazoa, Chordata, Mammalia, Didelphimorphia, Didelphidae. Bases 1 to 3969 code for a protein of 1322 amino acids. The transcript has 17 exons. Gene Ontology annotation, biological process: homophilic cell-cell adhesion. Gene Ontology annotation, cellular component: desmosome; plasma membrane. Gene Ontology annotation, molecular function: calcium ion binding.
AUGGGGGAGGUGGUUCCCAGGAGGAGGAGGAAGCAGCGAGGCGGAGCCUGCAAGCCAAGGUCCCCUCUUUGGGGAAGUCACCGUCCCAGGUGUCCCUGUGGGCGUUGGGGGGCGGAGGAAAAGAGGAGAAGGGCCCGCGGCGCCAUUAUCUCCGAGGAGGGCGGGACACACCUGGUCUCCGCCACACACCUAGGAGCUAGGAGGGCCCGGAGGGACUGCACUGUCAGCGCUGUUGGAAGUGGGGGCGGUGCUAUAGUGAGCCCGGAGGGAAGCCAAAGGCCUGGGAGGACCUGCCCCGGGGCGGAGCGGGCAGCGGGUGGUGGCCGGGGACGGGUCGGGACUGUACUGGAGGCCGGGGCGCAGGACGUAGCUGGACUGGACUCGGCUAUGGCUGCGCUCCCCGCGGCGGGAGCCCGGAGGCUGGGCGCGCUGCUGCUCCUGUCUUCCCGCCACACCCAGGCUCCGAGCUUCCUAAAGGCGAGUUUCUGGAGCCAGGGCUGCCAAACACCUGGGGCUUCGGACAGAAGAACUUAUAAACAAGUAAACAUAUCUUUUAUUUUACAGAUCUGCUUUCACUUUGGAAAUGGACUUUAUUUAAAGGUUUUACAUACAGAUAAUGAAAAUGAUCAGAUCACUCCAAGAGGGUACUUAAUCCGACAAAAGCGGGAGUGGAUCACUGCUCCUGUAGCCCUUAGGGAAGGGGAGGACCUCUCAAAGAAGAAUCCAAUUGCCAGAAUACACUCUGAUAUUGCCCAUGAACAAAACCUAAAAGUUACAUAUCGUUACACUGGACAAGGGAUUACAGAAGCACCUUUUGGUGUAUUUGUCUUUGAUAGAAUUACUGGUGAACUGAAUGUUACUAAGAUUCUUGACCGAGAAGAAGUUCCAAUGUAUAACCUAACAGGCUAUGCUUUGGAUGAGAGGGGAAACAACCUGGAAAAGCCACUGGACUUGAGAAUUAAAGUUCUUGAUAUAAAUGACAAUGAGCCCGUGUUCACCCAAGAUGUCUUUGUUGGGUCUGUUGAAGAACUAAGCUCAACAAAUACACUUGUGAUGAAAAUUAGUGCAACAGAUGCUGAUGAGGAAAAUCAUGUCAAUUCCCAAGUUUCUUAUAAGAUUGUGUCUCAGGAACCAGCCCAGCCUUUUGUCUUCUUCCUUGAUAAAGACAAAGGAGAGAUUCUAACAACAGCAUUUAUUCUGGAUAGAGAGAAACAGAGCCACUACAGUCUGAUUGUUGAAGCAAGUGAUAGAAAUGGACAAAAAACAGAUAAGCCAGCCAGUCAAGCCAAAGUACAAAUUAACAUUUUAGAUGUCAAUGAUAACAUACCUGUGGCUGAAUUUGAGAUGUAUGAGAAUACAAUUGAAGAAAAUCAAGCAAAUGUGGAAGUCAUGCGGAUAAAAGUAACUGACUUGGAUGAAGUAGGCUCAGAUAACUGGCUGGCAAAUUUUACAUUUAUUUCAGGAAAUGAAGAAGGUUAUUUCCGUGUAGAAACAGAUAAUAAAACAAAUGAAGGAAUUGUGACUCUUGUUAAGGAAUUGGAUUAUGAAGUUCUGAAGAGUCUUGACUUGAAGUUCAUUGUCACCAACAAAGCACCAUUUCACAAAUCAAUUAAAAAUAAGUUCAAAGCAAAAUCCGUUCCUCUCAAGAUCAAAGUGAAAAAUGUAGUGGAAGGUGUUUAUUUUCGAAGCAAAUCAAUCAGGAUCGAAACUAGUGAACAAAUGGAAAGGUCGGAAAUAGGUAGAACUAUUGGAAAAUUUCAAGCCUAUGAUCAGGACACUGGGCAGAUAGCCCAUGUAACGUAUGCCAAAGGAGAAGAUGUUGACAAUUGGAUCACAGUGGAUUCUGUCACGUCUGAAAUCAAACUUGCUAAAAUUCCUGAUUAUGAAUCUAAAUAUGUCGUUAAUGGUACUUACAUUGCAAAGAUCCUGGCUAUCACUAAAGACAUUCCUAGCAAAACAGUCACUGGUACCAUUGAAAUCAUGGUAAAAGAUAUUAAUGAUAACUGUCCAGAACUUGUAAAUCCAGUACAAACUAUCUGUGAUGAUUCAACAUAUGUGAAUGUUACUGCCAGGGACCUGGAUGGUUAUCCGUAUAGUGCCCCUUUCAGCUUUGCGGUCAUUGACAAACCAGCUGGAAUGGCAGAGAAUUGGUACUUUGGACACCAACAAAGUACAAGCGCAUGGUUAAUACCCAAAGAAUUAAAAGUAGGUAGAAGUGAAGUCCACCUGUCAGUGAGUGACAACCAAGGUUUAAGCUGCCCUGAAAAACAGAUCCUAAAGUUGACAGUCUGUAACUGUGUGAGUGGUAGUGGCUGUGCUGAACCCCUUUUUGAACCCUAUGUGGGGCUGGGGUCUGGAGCAAUUGGGCUCAUGAUUUUCGCACUGCUUCUGUUGCUACUUUUACCCCUUUUACUGCUUCUGUGCCACUGUGGUGGUGGAGGAGGAGGAGGAGCCCAUGGCUUCACAGCCAUACCUGGUACUGUAGAGAUGCUGCAUCCGUGGAACAAUGAAGGGGCACCACCUGAAGACAAGGUAGUGACACCUCUCCUGGCCACAGAUGCCGGAGUAAAUUUUGGAGCAACCCCUGGAGGAUUAACUAGAGUAGGAAUUAUAAGCAAUGAAUCAACCAAGAGGGAAAGUAGCUCAGGCCAUCAUACUAUGACUGUGAUAGAUGGAGGAUGGGAAGAACAUAGAAACCUUCUGACUAGUGGAAUUACAAGAACUGUUGGGUCAGCUGGAGCCAUGAGUGGUGCCACAACGAUGGGGGUAGCUGGAGCCAUGAGUGGUGCCACAGUGAUGGGGGCAGCUGGAGCCAUGAGUGGUGCCACAGUGUUGGGGGCAGCUGGAGCCAUGGGAACAGCUGGAGCCACGGGGGCAGCUGGAGCCAGGACAACCACUGUGGCACUGAAUGAAGAAUAUCUGAAAAGCUACUUUAGUGAUAAAGCUGCUUCCUAUGUUGACAAUGACGAGCUUCAAGCAGCAAAAGACUGUCUUCUAGUUUAUUCUCAGGAAGAUUCACAGUCUCUUCAUGGCUCUAUCGGCUGUUGCAGCUUCAUCGAGGGUGACUGGGAUGACCGUUACCUGGAUGAUUUGGGAAUCAAAUUCAAAAUGCUAGCAGAAAUCUGUACGGGACAAAAGAUAGAGACAGAUAGCGAGCCCAGCCCAGGGCCCAAACUUCCCACCAAAGCCAGUACGAGUACCGCUUCCCAUUCCGUUUAUGAGCAGAAUACUCUUCAGACAGAAAAGUCCCACUCCUCCUCGUCCGGCAUCAGCUUCCAGGCUCCGAAGCCUCUGAGUGAGUCAGCCUCAGAGACCACAACUCAGGAAGUAGUCACUGAGCGAUCCUUAUCUUCCAGGCAGGGGCUGAAGGUGGUGAGACCCGGCCCGGAUCUGCUGCCUCCUGGGAAUAUCGUCAUCACAGAAACAUCCUAUGCCACAGGCUCCCCGUUACCCCCCAGCACUCUGAUCCUCAAUUCCAGGCCCCCGCAGAGCCUCGUGGUGACCGAGAGGGUAUACGCUCCCACCUCCGCUUUGGUCGACCAGCCGCUCGUCCGGCAGCGCGAGGAACAAAGCAAUAUGGUGGUCACUGAGAGGGUAUACGCCCCCGCCUCCGCUUUGGUAGAACAGCAGCUCCUCCAGCAGCGCAAAGACCAAAGCAAUAUGGUGGUCACUGAGCACGUGCUCCGGCCUCAGGGCAACAUGGCUGGUAGCCUAGGAAACAUUUCAGAUCUUCCGGAUUCGAGCUAUGUUAUGGUAAGGGAGAGAGAGAGCUUCCUGGCCCCGAGCUCGGGCCUACAGACCGUGAUGGUGACGGAAGGAGGGCUGGAGCCUGCCUCUAACCUACAGACCUCAAAGAUGGCCUCCCUACAGAAUUCAGAUUUACAGGAAUCUCUUCCAUCUCAUUCUACCAUGACUGCGUCUUCCACCAGAAUCACCAAGCACAGCACCAUCCAGCAUUCUUAUUCAUAA